AUGACCACCACCAAUCCCCCCAAAGCGCUCCUCACCGACGUCUUUGGCACCGUGGUCGACUGGCGCUCGAGCGUGACAAAGUACCUCACCCUCUCCGCGUCUGAAAGCCUCAAUUCCCCUACCGCCUCCAUCCCCAGCGGCGUGCGCGCCGCCGCGGCCCAGAUCUCCUGGGCCGCCAUCGCGCAGGAGUGGCGCAUUUCCUAUUACCAGUUCACGCGGACGUACGACCCCGCGGCGGCGCAGAAGGACCCGUCCAAGUUCAAGACGGUGGACCAGCACCACGUCGAGGCCCUGCACAAGAUCCUGGUCGACCACAGCCUCGAGGGCCUGUGGACGGACGAGGAGGUGCAGAAGAUCAGCCUGAUCUGGCACUUUCUGGACCCGUGGCCGGACUCGCCGCCGGGGCUGGGCAAGCUGAACGCCCAGUUCGAGACCGCCACCUUGAGCAACGGCAACACGGCCCUGCUGCAGGACCUGGCCACGCACGGCAACCUGCCCUACAAGCACAUCCUGUCCGGCGAGGACUUUGGCGCCUACAAGCCCCAUCCCAGCGUCUACCUCGGCGCGGCCAAAAAGCUGGGCUUGGAUCCAGGUGAGUGUGCGCUCGUGGCCGCCCAUCUGGGCGAUCUCAAGGCCGCCAGAGGCUGUGGAUAUCAGACCAUCUACAUCGAGAGGCCACAAGAGGAGAGUUGGACCAAGGACGAUACGGAGCAGGCUAAGCAGCAGGGCUGGGUGGACAUGUGGAUAGGCCUCGGCGAGGGCGAGGGGGGCUUUCUGGAGAUUGCUAGGAGGUUUGGUAUCCAAUAA
Messenger RNA from Fonsecaea multimorphosa CBS 102226, 807 nucleotides. RefSeq lists its product as uncharacterized. The transcript has a single exon. The record is from RefSeq and is a predicted model, not a curated record. Lineage: Eukaryota; Fungi; Ascomycota; Eurotiomycetes; Chaetothyriales; Herpotrichiellaceae. Gene Ontology annotation, molecular function: hydrolase activity, acting on halide bonds, in C-halide compounds. The coding region runs from base 1 to 807 and encodes 268 amino acids.